AUGGAAACGGACGAUGAUCCAGAUCCGGAGAUGCAGACCGGAACGCCGGGCCACCCAAUAAGCAUAUCAAGUGGAUCUCCAUUUCAGGGAUCACCUUACCAUGGGCCCGACUCGUUUCAAGAGAAAAUGGCCACUUAUGAUUGGUUCUUUACCCCAUCAUACCAUAGUUCUCCAGCUCAACCUCCCUUGGAUGAGCCCCAGCUUCAGGCAGUUUCACCUCCACCACUUCCUGUUGAGGAGCCACCUCAGCAGCCACCUCCCGAGCCUCCGAGUCAAUGGAGGAAUGCACGCAUGUCAGUGCAAGGAGGACCUCGUUUUAGUUCUCCUCGGGGUUCGAGUUCCUACCCUCCUAUUCCAGAGGACCCCCAAAUGGGUGGGCCAUCGAACGCGGCACCGGAGGUUGAUCCUCCGCCAGCUUCUUAUGCACCACCUCAGCCGCCUAUGGGUUUCGACAACCCUAUCCCGACUUACCCAGGUUCUUCUGGGUAUAAUCUUUUUGAAAACACAUCGGGAUAUCCAUCAGACUAUGGAAACCAGGAUCCCUACCUUACCGCUGCUCAAUACCAUCAUCUUUACCCUUCUUCUUACCCUCUAGUUUAUCCAACUGGAUACCCGGUACAGGAUUAUCAGUACCCGCCGUACCAGCAACGUCCUCCUCCUCAGCAGCUACAGCAGCAGCAGCAAACUCAGGAAAUCCUGGAAAGGUUGGAUAGGGUUGAGCAGAAAGCUAGGAAAAACAAGAAGCAUAAUAGCUUCAUGAAGGGCCUUGCAAACCUUAUCAAAGGGAAGAAGAAGAAGGGGAUUGUUUAA
Messenger RNA from Helianthus annuus (common sunflower), 810 nucleotides. RefSeq names its product proline-rich proteoglycan 2-like. NCBI's taxonomy places the organism in Eukaryota, Viridiplantae, Streptophyta, Magnoliopsida, Asterales, Asteraceae. The transcript has a single exon. The coding region runs from base 1 to 810 and encodes 269 amino acids. The record is from RefSeq and is a predicted model, not a curated record.